CGAUCCCCGUACAGCCUCAACGCAAAGCCUGCAAGCUCCAGUCCGCAAAUGACAUUGGCAGACCAGUCUCAUUUAGCACUUCUUCCAAGGCCCAAGCCUCGUAUUGUGAACGCUCAUCUUCUACCCACAACUACAAGGCUAACAGCAAUCAAAAUGCGCCCGAUGACUUUACGGAACAUAAGCGAGGGCGUUGGAUAGAACCUUGUUAUAUAUAGACCCUCCCUGUCAUAUAAAGAUGUCCAUACCCCCAGCUCUGAGCGAACAUCACCUAAAACAAUCAUACCACUCAAUCAAAUCACCAUGGACUCCGAAAAGAUCAACCCCACAACACUCCAGCCCAGAAACCCACCAUGCACAGGCCGCGCCUAUAGUCCCAGUCCCCCAAAACGCACACAUGCAGCCUCAAUCUCAUUCACCCCUCCCAAAAGACUACCACCAGCAGCAACAACAGUUCGCGCACCCCCAGCGCCGGGAUACUACGCCGCAGCGCCCGGGAUGGGCCACCCAAGCGGGUACAACACCGCGACACCAAUGCACGCGCUGCAGCGCGGGCCGACGCCCGUUGACUGUCCCGUCUGCGGACAACGGGAGAUGACGCGCGCGGAGACGCAUUCGGGGAAUACCACGCAUGGGUGGGCGGCUGUGCUGUGCUGCUGUUUCUGUCUUGGGUGUAUACCCUACCUGAUGUCGUCGCUGAAGGAUGUGGACCAUUACUGUGGGAAGUGUGGGGUGAUGUUGGCGACGUGGCAUAAUAGUGGAAGGGUGGAUGUGCAUCAUGCGGUUAGGAAUUAGGUGUCUUAGUUGUUUUUGUUGUGUGUAUGUGUAUGUGUAUGUGUGUGUGUGUGUGUUCGUUUAUGAUACCAGAAAACAUAGUUUUUAUCUUCUUUUUCUGAAUUUGAAUGGUGCCACCGC
Messenger RNA from Aspergillus novofumigatus IBT 16806, 912 nucleotides. RefSeq lists its product as uncharacterized. The coding region runs from base 301 to 792 and encodes 163 amino acids. Gene Ontology annotation, molecular function: zinc ion binding. Lineage: Eukaryota; Fungi; Ascomycota; Eurotiomycetes; Eurotiales; Aspergillaceae. The transcript is spliced from 3 exons. The record is from RefSeq and is a predicted model, not a curated record.